This is a messenger RNA of Symbiodinium necroappetens, 210 nucleotides long. The record is from the annotation of a GenBank genome assembly. Lineage: Eukaryota; Dinophyceae; Suessiales; Symbiodiniaceae.
AUGCAGGACCACGCGGAGGCAGAUGCCGAGGACCACGCGGAGGCAGAUGCCGUGGCCGAGGACCACAUGCAAGACCACGCGGAGGCAGAUGUGGAGGAUCACGCCCAAGUAGAUGCCGAGGACCAUGCUGCGGACCACAUGCAGGAUCAUGCUGAGGAACAUUCCGGCGACCAUGCCGACGACGACGAGGACACUGCAGCCACUGCAUAG